Messenger RNA from Thecamonas trahens ATCC 50062, 1546 nucleotides. RefSeq names its product malonyl-CoA decarboxylase. Gene Ontology annotation, cellular component: mitochondrial matrix; peroxisomal matrix. NCBI's taxonomy places the organism in Eukaryota, Apusomonadida, Apusomonadidae. The record is from RefSeq and is a predicted model, not a curated record. The coding region runs from base 149 to 1546 and encodes 465 amino acids. The transcript has a single exon. Gene Ontology annotation, molecular function: malonyl-CoA decarboxylase activity. Gene Ontology annotation, biological process: fatty acid biosynthetic process; malonyl-CoA catabolic process; positive regulation of fatty acid oxidation.
CUGGGACUCGCUGUCGUCGUACAUUACGGCGGGAAGGGCGCGGGCGCGGGCGGGCGCAGAUGCUGGUACACAAGGGGAUGCCGAUACCGGGGCGGGGCAGCGGGAGGGUGGGCCGGUGAGCGAUCGCCGCGCGCCCGAUGAAGCCGAGAUGGCAACGCGGCUGGCGGCGGUGGCAUCGGUAGCGCCGGAGGAGCGCAAAGGCGAUCUGCAGGCGCAGGUGGCGGCGCGCGAGCUCGCCGAGGCGUAUCACAGCUACGGGGUGGCAGGCAAGGCGUGGUUCCUUGCCACACUGGCAAGCGAGUACGGCACGUCCGGUUCGCGGGUCUACGACGCCAUCACCGGGUGGCGGUCGGCGACCGUGUCUGGGACUGGCCCACGCGAGGACCGCUACUUUAAGGCUGAGCGUGCGCUGCGCGAGAGCUUGGUUCCGGGCUAUGACCGGCUCUUUGCGCUUCUCCGGCAGCAGCCGGGUGGGAUGAAGUUUGUUGUCGAUCUUCGGCGCGACGUCCGCUCGCUCCUCCGCGCACCGCCGGAGAAGGCCGGCGGCCUGGUGGCUGCCACCCGCGCCGACCUCGCGGCGCUCGACAAGUACAUGCACUCGGUGCUCUCGUCAUGGUUUGCAGUCGGUGCCCUCGACCUCGCGUCGAUCACAUGGGACACGCCGGCAUCGACGCUCGAGAAGAUCAUGGACUACGAGCGUGUCCACCGCAUGGAUGGAUGGGAGGACCUGAAGCAGCGCCUCGGCCCAGGCCGUCGCUGCUACGCCUUUUUCCAUCCGGCCAUGCCCGAUGAGCCGCUCAUCUUUGUCGAAGUCGCGCUCCUCCGCAGCAUGGCGUCGUCGAUCCAGGACGUGCUCUCCGAGGUCCCUACCCUCGCCGACGAAGAGGCCUCGUCGACCGCCAUUUUUUACUCCAUCUCAGCAACCCAGGCUGGACUGGCCCAGAUCGAGCUCGGUAACUUUCUCAUCAAGCGUGUGGUCAAUGCCCUCCUCGCCGAGUCGUCGUCCCCGGCGUACUUUGCCACGCUCUCGCCCAUCCCGGGCUUUUCUUCGUGGCUCGCCUCCUCGCACGCUGCCGGCGAGCUCGAGGCCAUGCUCCCGCCGCUCGGUGCCGUCGCGCUGGCCACGCUUGACGAAACACUCGAGGCCGCGCCGCGCUCGCUCGGCGACGCACUCAUGGCGCACCUCGCCUCGCCCGACUGGCACAAGUCGCCCGCCAUCGCCGACGCACUGCAGGCCACGCUUCUCCCACUCUGCGCCCGUUAUCUGACCUCGGUCCGGCCGCCGCGCGCCGGCGAGCCCGCGGCCUCGGCCCUUGACCCCGUCGCCAACUUUCAUCUCCGCAACGGCGCCCGCGUCGAGCGAAUCAACUGGCUCGGCGACUCUUCGCCGCGCGGCCUCCGCCAGUCGGCCGGCCUCAUGGUCAACUACCGCUACUCGCUCCGCUACAUCGACGAGAACAACUACCGCUACGCCAACGAGGGCGCCAUCACCGUCUCGCCGGCCAUUGCCGACAUCCUUUCCACUGUCACAUCAUCACCACUGUAG